AUGUCGUCCACACCAUCCUCGCGUCGCCGAGGUCAUUCCUCCCGCAACUCACAAUCCUCCACACCCGCACGACCUUCCCAGGCCACUCCUCGAAGUUCAAGGCAGCCGCCAAAUGGAGGUGCCGCCGUGGCAUCUUCGUCCCCCCUGUUUUUUCAAUCCUCGCCGGUGCGAUCCACGCCUGCGCCUCCUUCCCAGCUGGCAAGCGAUGGACUGAUCAUCAGCUCUCCCCCAAGGCAUUCAUCAGAUGCUGGGGACCGCGAAACCACUCCUCGAGCGUCUACUCGGCCAGUUGCAGACUCAUCCCCCGUCCGAUACGAUCCUAGCUCGAGUCCCGGCCGGAUCUCCGGUCAUCUUCAGUCUGAUAUUCCCAGCAGCAGCAGUGGUCUUUUUGUUCGCCAGGAUCGACAUCCUCGCUCUUCAACUAGAAGAGGCGACAUUCAUUCUGACGCGUUUGCUUCCUCUCCCGCCCAGCGACGUCGCAUCUAUGUUGGCGAGGAUGGCAUGCCAGUCCGAGAUGCUCAGGAUCCGGCCUCAGAAGCCACCUUUUCCAACCUCAAUCCAGAUACAUCGGAAGCAGAUGCCUUGGGAGGCGACUCGACCAGAGUCGUCUGGGGAACAAACAUAUCCGUCCCAGACUCUAUCUCGGCCUUCAAGAACUUUCUCUACAACUUUACAAAGAAGUACCGCAUGUGGGCCGAUGGGGCCACUGAGGAAGAGACACGAGAGUUAGGACCCGUUGCCGACGAAAAGGAAUAUCUUGACAUGUUGCAAAACAUGCGCAAGCUCGGUAUACAGGGACUCAACCUAGAUGCGCGUAACCUCAAGGCAUACCCCCCCACCCUGAAAUUGUGGCAUCAACUGCAAGCUUAUCCCCAAGAAAUCGUCCCCCUGAUGGAUCAGACGACUAAGCAGGUAAUGGUCGAACUGGCACAAAAAGAAAUGCAGGAAUUGCAACGGUCCCACAAUGCCGCAGCCGCUUCACGGGCAAGGAACGGCAGUUCGGUGCCUCCCUUGCCUUCUUCGGAUCUGGGAAGUGCGGCAACGCCAACCGCUACACCAGCCCCAGCAGCCGAUGAGGUGCCCGACCUUGUCGAAGAGGCCCAGAUUCGAUCCUGGAAGAUUUUGCCGUUUGGCCUGGAUCAAGCUGUCAACAUGCGUGAUCUUGAUCCCAAGGACAUAGACAAGCUUAUUGCGGUCAAAGGAAUGGUCAUUCGAACCACUCCAGUCAUUCCAGAUAUGAAGGAAGCUUUCUUCAAAUGUGUCGUGUGCAAUUUUACCAAGUAUGUGCCCCUCGACCGCGGCAAGAUUGCAGAGCCGACAGAAUGCCCGCGGCCAGCCUGCAAAUCCAAGGACAGUCUCCAGAUUGUCCACAAUCGAUGCCUGUUCGCAGACAAGCAGGUCAUCAAACUGCAAGAAAUGCCUGACUCGGUGCCUGACGGCCAAACACCACAUAACGUGUCGCUGUGUGUCUAUGACGACCUAGUCGACGUCUGCAAAGCCGGUGAUCGAGUCGAAGUGACGGGGGUCUUUCGAAGCAACCCUGUCCGGGUCAAUCCCCGUCAACGGACAAUCAAGGCCCUUUUCAAGACCUACGUCGAUGUGCUCCACGUUCAGAAAAUCGAUAAGCGGAAGCUGGGCAUCGAUGCAUCAACCAUUGAGCAAGAGCUCUCCGAGCAAGUAGCUGGCGACGUUGAACGGACCAGAAAAGUCUCUGCCGAAGAAGAAGCCAAGAUCAAAGAGACGGCGGCUCGUGAUGACAUCUACGAACUUCUGGCCAGAAGUUUGGCUCCGAGUAUCUACGAGUUGGAGGAUGUCAAGAAAGGGAUCCUUCUGCAGCUCUUUGGCGGAACGAACAAGUCAUUUGAAAAAGGCGGUAGUCCCAAAUACCGAGGCGACAUCAACAUUCUGCUCUGCGGUGACCCUUCCACGUCCAAGUCCCAGCUUCUGCAAUAUGUCCACAAGAUCGCACCUAGGGGUGUCUACACGUCAGGAAAGGGUUCAUCGGCAGUCGGGUUGACAGCGUAUGUCACUCGUGACCCAGAAUCAAAACAGCUCGUGCUCGAGUCCGGAGCACUGGUGCUCUCGGACGGCGGUGUGUGCUGCAUUGACGAGUUUGACAAGAUGAACGAAUCGACUCGCUCAGUCCUACAUGAAGUCAUGGAGCAGCAAACCGUCUCGAUCGCCAAAGCAGGCAUCAUCACCACGCUGAACGCCAGGACCAGUAUCCUGGCCUCUGCAAACCCCAUCGGGAGCAAAUACAACCCCAAUCUACCGGUGCCCCAGAACAUCGACCUACCCCCUACGCUAUUGUCGCGAUUCGACCUUGUCUACCUUGUGCUGGACCGCAUCGACGAAGUCAAUGACCGACGACUGGCAAAGCACUUGGUGGGCAUGUACCUGGAAGACACUCCGGAGAAUGCAUCCCGUGAAGAAAUCCUGCCCGUCGAGUUCUUGACCGCGUACAUCUCGUAUGCUCGCUCCAACAUCCAUCCCGUGUUGACGCCACCGGCAGCAGCAGCCCUGACCGAGGCAUACGUGCAAAUGCGCUCGCUAGGGUCCUCAAUCCAGGCAUCCGACCGGCGCAUCACGGCGACGACGCGGCAGCUGGAAUCGAUGAUCCGGCUCAGCGAGGCGCACGCCAAGAUGCGUCUGUCUUCGACCGUGGUCGAGUCCGAUGUCGCCGAGGCUGUGCGCCUGAUCAAAUCCGCCAUCAAAGCCUCGGCCACAGAUGCGCGCACCGGGCUCAUCGACAUGGGCCUGUUGUCCGAGGGAGGCAGCGCCAGCGACCGACGUCGGAAGGAAGAUCUGAAACGCGCCGUGCUGGCUGUGGUCGAUGACGAUUCCGCUGUCAGGUCAGGCAAUGCCGUCCGCUACGCCGACUUGUACCGCCGCGUCGCCGACGGCAGUUCCGUCGAGAUCGACGGCGCCGAGUUCCAGGAUGUCGUGCGCGCUUUGGAGCUCGAAGGCAAAGUCCAGGUCUCGGGCGAGGGCGGCAGACGUAGUGUGAGACGCAUCACGGGGGUGUGA
Messenger RNA from Capronia epimyces CBS 606.96, 3027 nucleotides. RefSeq names its product minichromosome maintenance protein 4 (cell division control protein 54). Gene Ontology annotation, molecular function: single-stranded DNA binding; ATP binding; single-stranded DNA helicase activity. The record is from RefSeq and is a predicted model, not a curated record. NCBI's taxonomy places the organism in Eukaryota, Fungi, Ascomycota, Eurotiomycetes, Chaetothyriales, Herpotrichiellaceae. Bases 1 to 3027 code for a protein of 1008 amino acids. Gene Ontology annotation, cellular component: nucleus; MCM complex. Gene Ontology annotation, biological process: double-strand break repair via break-induced replication; DNA replication; mitotic DNA replication initiation. The transcript has 3 exons.